CGGAGAAAUAAUUAAGUGGAAAAAUAAAAACGUUAUGCAGUGCGAGUGUGAACACCUGUGCACUUGUAUUGUCAAUCGAACAGUAUGGCUCAUUACUAGGAAUGGUGUACUGAAAUUGUCUGUCGCUUAAAAGACAAAUCUAGGAGAUAUUAGCCUUUGAUUUCCCCUUGGGUUAUUCAAAAUAAUCCAGAAACAUCAUCGAUACAACUUUUUUUUCUCCAAGCAAAAACUGGGAUUUACUGGGAGAAAAAGAUAGUGGAAAAUGAGUCCACAUGAGAACACAAAAUAGGGAAAAUUUGGGGCUUAUUUUUCGGAAUUGUUGAGCUGCUGGAAAUUUAAAAGAAUAUACUGUGCAAUUUUCAUAAGAAGACUAGAACGUCAAGCUGCCCUUGAAAUAUCGGCGAUUACUCGCCAUGACAAUCCAGAGCUUUAUUGAAUUUUCCAGAUGAAUGGAAACUUUAAUGAACGAUGUGGUACACAAUGAAGUUUAAAGGGGAAUUGUCCCAUUAAAAAACCGUUAACAAUGAGAUUGAUGCAAUGAAUGGGUCUUCUAAGUGGUGUAGUUCAAUUCUAUUAUUUUCAUGUAUCAUAGGACGAAUGAUACUAGGAUCAGCUGGUGAAAAAUGAUGACUGCAAUGGCGAGAUUACCCUGUAAAUCAACGAGUACUCAACAGCAACCGCCAUUUCCACAGGGCAACAAUAGUAACGGUAAUAACAACCGAAAUUAUUGGGAUAUGCAGAUACAGCCAUCGGCACCAUCGACCUAUACUAGGGCUCAACAUCGCCCGAUCAUUGAUCAUACUGCAGCUUUCCUUUUCAUUUCAGGCAAAAGAAAGAGCGCAGUGGAAUUGCUGCAAGAAUCAAAAGCCUUCUACGUAAAAAGUGAAAUAGUUUUGGAUAGAAAGCAAGAGCUGAAGAAUAGUGGACAUCUUCAAGUUGCUCGGUCAAUAAACACCAGUACAGCACCUCGACUGUUAAGGCAGUGUAAAAAUUCACCUUCAUGUACUCGUAAUCUUCAGCAACAGCAGCAGCAGCAGCAGCAGCAACAGCAACUCCAACAGCAGCAGCAGUCGCAACAGCAACAGCAACAGCAGCAACCGCAGCAACCGCAGCAGCAACAGCAACAACAACCACAACAACAACAACCACAAGUAUCACCACCACCACAACAACAACAUCACCAUCAUUACCAUCAUCACCAUCAUUUAGCGAUGAUCUGUAGUGGUCCUGGUUCUGGUUCUGGUUCUGGUUCGAUUGGUUGCUGUCGUUCGAUAUUGAUACCAACGUGCGGAGAUAGGGGCGAUGCUGUUUUGAGUCCUCAACGUACACUGCCACCGGCAUUACCGCCAAAGAGUCCCAGACUGAUAUCAGCACCACAGCGACGGGGAAUAACUGGCCUUCAAAGUGGAGUGGUGGGUGAUCAACUUCAAACAAAAUUACGUAAACUGUUGAAUACAGAUAGCAAAGAGAACAUUCAUUUUGUCGAUACCCCAGGAUCACCAAGUAGCCAUGGGGUAUAUGACUGCGGCAGCGGUAGCAACAAUGCCACAACACUUCCACCGAAAUCUCUAUCCUCAUCCUCAUCUCCAUUGCCAUCUCCAACCGCUCAAUUAUCUCCUAUUGUUAAUUGUCAAUUAUCACCUCCAUCGGCACAAUCGAAUCAUGAAAUACGAUUGAAAUUUGGUAGAAGUAAUUCUCAUUCGCAUACAUCGACAAAAACUAAUGAUAAAUCAAAUAGUGGAGUGAGUUCACCACCAACGAUUUGCCAGACUACUAUUUGCCAUAAAUCAUUACCCGAUCUUCAUAAAACUGCACGCAGUCGGACAUCUUUGUCGUCGAGCAAACCGAUUCAUAUUAAUUAUCGUGAUGAUUGCCCUGAUUGUGAAACGAGUUCGGAUUAUUCUGAUCACAGUUUCAAGAGAGAUUCUGUUUGUAAUAAAAGUUCGAGACACAUGAGAAGAUCUCUUGGCUCGUCGGGGGGUAACGAUACAAGCAGUAUUUUAUCAUCGGGUGGACGUACUCAGAAGUCAUCAGGCUCAAGUAAACUCAGUCAUGGGGCAACAGCGAGGGAUUCAGGGGGUUCUUCAGGGCACUGCACUCAUCGCAGUGAACCCCCACCUAGAAUGCAAGAAUGUUGGGGACAAAUACGACGAGACAGUGGAGCUUCUACACAACAUUCCAACGAAAAAUAUCGGUUUAGGAGAGGCAGCAGUCAUGCAAGUGCUCCCAAUGAAAAUCCAUCAUCAAUUUUGACGACUUUCAAUUGUCAUGAUCAUUCCGAUAGCAGUAAUAGCCCCAUUGAUUACAGUCCAACGUGUAAUUCAAGAUUCUCAGACGGAUGGAAAGAGGGACGUGCUCGUCCAAUUUUACGCUCAAAAUCUGAUAUUAGUGAUCGCUACUGGCGAUACGAUAGUAAUGAUAGGAGCUAUGAGCGCAAAAAACAAAAGCAACAGUUGCAACAACAACAACAGCAACAACAACAGCAACAGCAACAGCAACAGCAACUAUUACCAUCACCGCCACCACCACCGCCACAGCAAUUACGACCACCAAAGUCCGGCAUUGAAUUGGAAAAUUUCUUUGAUCGUCUCGGUCUUGAUUCGGAUAAUUACCAAUAUGUAACUGUACCAACAUCAAAUACCUCUUCUCCCGUAUUUUUUGAUAGUGUCAGUUCUGUUGAUUCAGCACUUGGAUUAUAUCCGUGGUCUGGUAAUAAUCAAACAAGCAGCAAUAAUGACGGACACUGGCAGGGAAAUAAUUGCAGCGCAGGAAAUGAAGAAACUAGUCAGAGAGUGAGUGAUCCACCGAGUAUCGUUGAGAGAAACGCUAGAAUAAUAAAAUGGUUGUGUCAAUGCCGAAAGAUACAAUUUAGUUACAGUUAGAUAGAGGGAAAAAAGAGGUAAAAAAAAACUGGUGCUCAUUUUUAAAUUACAUGUUCUCUAUUCACUGCACGUGCCAUCACAGCUUGUCAUUAGUCCUUUUUUUCUUCAUUAAAAAUGCUUUUUUCUUCAGUCGUACAUAGAUCACCUUUUUUUUCUUCAUUUUCAAAAGUCAGAGUAAUUGAAUUGAACAAUUGAACAAUUAUAGUCAUUGAAAAUUAUUUAUUAACCGUUUCAUCUCAUGUUUUUUGCUUUUAUUCAGAGAUAUAUUGUAGUUAUUCUGUUGAUUAAUAAUUCUUGAUGUUGAAAUUUGCUAUUAUUAUACGGUAACAAAUUAAUGAAUGAGCAUUGAGAAUUACUUGUGUAAAUUGAAAAUAUUUAAGAGACGGCAAAAAGAUCAGAGGGAGAGUAAUUUACAUAAUGAUAAAUAUUUACUGGAGAGAUUUGAAAUUUUAUUGGUGUAUUGAGACGGAGAAGGAGAAGAUAACUAUCUAUUCAUAGUAAUUUUUAUCUUUGUGUACUCUCCUUUGUCCACUUAAUUUUUUAAAAAGAAAGAAAUAAAAAAAUUGUCACGCAUUUUUCGAUUCUUGUGAUUCAGAUAUUAGUAAUGAAUAAUUAUGUGUUAAUUUCUAUCUGUAUAUAUUUCAAUUCCGGUGUGCAAUAACCGGCGAAAUGCAUGCGGGCAACGACCAGUUACUGCACCCUAAAGUAUAAAAUGUAUUUUGACAAUAUAGUUUUCCAAAACGAAAGAUGUUUUAAAAAUAAUUAAGGAAAAUGCCUUGGAAAAAUGUGAAAAAAACUCAAUUAAUUGUUGAUUAUCCAUAAAUGUGUUUUGAGAAAAAAAUAAUGGAUCAUUUCACGUAGCCAUUACGAUUAAGAUCAAAAGUUGCGUGUUGACAUUCCGAGAAUACAAUGAAUUGAAAAGUGAUUGUUUGAAGAAAUAUAUUUAAUGAUGAUAUACAUA
Fopius arisanus is the source of this 3843-nucleotide messenger RNA. RefSeq names its product probable serine/threonine-protein kinase tsuA. The transcript is spliced from 5 exons. The record is from RefSeq and is a predicted model, not a curated record. Bases 624 to 2882 code for a protein of 752 amino acids. NCBI's taxonomy places the organism in Eukaryota, Metazoa, Arthropoda, Insecta, Hymenoptera, Braconidae.